This is a messenger RNA of Plasmodium gonderi, 1608 nucleotides long. Its product is annotated as tryptophan-rich antigen. The transcript is spliced from 2 exons. The record is from RefSeq and is a predicted model, not a curated record. Bases 1 to 1608 code for a protein of 535 amino acids. NCBI's taxonomy places the organism in Eukaryota, Apicomplexa, Aconoidasida, Haemosporida, Plasmodiidae.
AUGGAAUCAUAUUAUAAGCAGAUAUAUGAUUACGUGCCAAACGGCUCCCCCUACACAAACGGAAGCGUGCCUACAGCUGUUCCAACACCAAACGCAGAACCAACACCAGUUUAUGCAUUCACCACUGAUGCUAACAUGUCCACGAGUACGGAAACACCAACAUCGGCAGAUGUCCCAAUACAUAAUCCAACAGACUCAUAUUCACAUAUGCCAAGUGGUGUUACACCUACCUUUACUCCAUUAGGUGGAUCAGUACCAACUCAUACCCCUCCUACAGGUUCUCACGCUUAUGCAUCUACAAAUGCAUAUAAUGGAAUUCAGAAUUAUGGGCCACCAAACCAGCAUGGAUAUCCAAACCAGCACGGGCAUCCAAACCAGCAUGGACAUCCAGGAAAUCUCCCUGCUUCCUCGUCUUCUCCCUUUUCUCCAUCUUCUCCAUAUGGAGGUGUUCCAAAUAAUAUGGCCACGGAAGUAUAUAAUCCACAAUCACGACAACUUAUGAGGAGAAGCAGAAAUCCGAGACCAAUGCCACCAACUAACAAUAAUAAUAAUAAAGGAUUCUUUUCUACAAUCAUUGCUGCAAUUAUUUACCUUUUUUCAUCUUCCUCGGUUAUGUUUAGUAACAUUGCACAUGUAAGUACUAACAUAUAUGCGUAUUUUUCCCCCUCUACGUGCAUCUGCAUAUAUGUUCACCUCCUUUUUGAUCCCAUUUUCUUACGGGUUCAUGUGUGCAUGUAUACUCAUGUACGUAUAUAUAUGUAUGAAUAUUCCUCCAUGCUAAUUUCUGCUUUCCCACUUUUUCCCCACGCACAGCCCCCACCCAACCCAAAUAGUCUGAAUUAUAAUCCACAACAAGCAAUUGAAUAUCACCCCAGAUUGUUAGAAAAAACGGAAGAAUGGAAAGAAAACGAAUGGAAAAACUGGAUGAACAAAUUAGAUGUAGAGUGGACAGAAUUUAAUGACACAAUUGAAAAAGAAAAAGGAAAAUGGCUAAAUGGAAAAGAAAAAGAUUGGGAUGAAUUUAUUCAAUUUAUGGAUUCCAAAUGGAUGCAUUAUCAUGAAUAUCUGGAUGAUGAAGUAAAAUCAGACAUUUUAAAACGAUCCUUAACAUUAGAUGAAGUGGAAUGGAAAGAAUGGAUAAAAACUGAAGGAAAAGAAUUAAUGGAAAAAGAUUGGAAAGACUGGAUUACCAACAAUGAAACCUAUUUAGAUGUAUGGAGUGUUAAAGAAUGGCUUAAAUGGAAAAAUCAAAAAAUUGUUACAUGGAUUAUGUCUGAUUGGAAAUGUGAAGAAGAUGAAUACUGGUCUAAAUGGGAAGAAUCAUGGGCCAAAUCUCUCAACAUGCAAGACAGAACCAAUUGGCUUAACUGGAGAGAAAGGUUAAAUAAGGAAAUGGUUCAAUGGAAUAGUUGGGUUAUGAAAAAAGAACAAAGAAUUAGAGAAAAUAGAUCAAAUAAUUGGUCCAAAUGGAAGAGUGAUAAACAUGUCAUGUUCAACUUGUGGAUGGAUGCAUUUAUCAAUAAAUGGAUAAAUGAAAAACAGUGGUUUGUAUGGGUUAAAGAAAGAAAUCAGCUAAAAUCUAGAGGAAAAUAUUGGUCUUAUAGAUAA